Molecule: messenger RNA, 3449 nt
Organism: Clupea harengus (Atlantic herring)
Lineage: Eukaryota; Metazoa; Chordata; Actinopteri; Clupeiformes; Clupeidae
Gene: fam3c
Product: FAM3 metabolism regulating signaling molecule C
Source: RefSeq, a predicted model, not a curated record
GUGAACAGAAAUCAGCGAGCAGUACAGUACAGGAAAGGAAAGGAAAGGUGAAGAUAGGGGUGUGUGAGCUUAGCUGUGUCUCCGUGUAAGAUUUUAUAAUAAGAAACGGGUUACACUCAUUGCUGGAAGUCGUCCCUUUUAAUUAGUUUGUUCUGUCCCCCUUUCAGUUUCAUUUUCGUCAGCCGUGGAGUUUAUGUUUUUGGUCAAAUUGACAGUAGGGAUAACUUUAGGCAGCGAGCGAGCGAGCUAGCUAGCUAGCUAGUAGGAUAUCAAGGGAAUUAGAGCCAGCUAUCUUAACAUCAAAGGUGAGUGACGGCGUGGCAUUCUCAGGUGAAAUCGGAAUCACAGGAACAACAUGAUGAGAGCCGGAGGUGUCCUAAAACUGGUUGGAUUGGUCGCUGCCUGUCUGUUGGUUCUUUUUUUUGCUUUUGAACUUCUUGAUAUCAACAUGGAUUUUAACAUUGGAGAGAUAUUUGCCAGAUCAGCACCCCAAGAAACAGCCCCUACCAAGGCACCCAGGUACAAGUGUGGCCUCUCAAGAUCUUGUCCAGAGGGACACUUAUCCUUUAAGAUGGCGAGCGGGGCAGCGAGUGUUGUGGGACCAAAGAUGUGCUUGGAAGACAACAUUGUGAUGAGUGGGGUCAAGAACAAUGUGGGCCGCGGAAUAAACAUCGCCCUCAUUAACGGAAAAACAGGAGAAGUCAUAAAGACAGACUCCUUCGACAUGUGGGCAGGAGAUGUCAACGAACUAAUCAAGUUCCUGAAGACUGUUGAAGACGGAACUCUAGUCAUGAUGGCCACCUUUGAUGAUCCAGCCUCAAAGCUGAAUGAGGAGGCCAGGAAGCUGAUUGCUGAUCUGGGCAGCAGCAGCGUUUCCACAUUAGGCUUCAGAGACAACUGGAUAUUUGUAGGAGGGAAGGGCAUCAAGACAAAGAGUCCCUUCGAACAGCACAUCAAGAACAAUGCUGAGACCAACAAGUAUGAGGGCUGGCCAGAGGUGCUGGAAAUGGAGGGCUGCAUCCCACAGAGACAAGCCUGAGCUAAACUUCCACUGUCUUUUUCUCUCCAACCAUCGAAUCAAACACACACACACACCUACGUUCAACACUACCACCAGCACAAACCUGUUCCAACCCCUCCCUACUCCCUAAGUGCCAUCCCUUCUUUCUUCCUACAGGCCUGUCCUAAUCCAUUCCAUUUCCCUUCCCAGCCAGGACGCAUUGUUCUCACACAGUAGUUGCAAGAGUGGGGAAUCUGGUGGGACAACAUACCAUGUUGUUAGCAGUUAGCUGUUAGCAGUUGUUUUCAGGACCUCCCUUCCAAGGUAUUUUAUUUAUUUGGCGGGGCAACACAAUGUCUAUUUGGGGUAUCAGGAAGUUAAAAAAAAGAAAAAAAGUCUUAGUUGUUUUCUGUGUGCAAGUCCUUCUUUCUUGCAUUUUGCAGGAAGUUGGCCCACUUAAAAAAAAAAAGUCACCUUUCCCAAAACAUUUCCCAGAACCGUAACUAUCAAGCAGACAUAAAUGACCAAACACAACCCAGCUGCCUCAUCCUGUCUGUGGCUCUGGCCUGUACACUUUCUCGUAGGACUGUGUUAGCCAUUUAUCAGUGAGAAUAGUUGAAGGUUAAUGCAGCCCAGAGAGAGGUGUAUGUUGGCAGGCCACGAGCAUCCCCUCAAUUAUACCUUGAUAGGUCCUUUAAUUAGUUCUGUAGCAUUUUGUUACAAUUAAUAUAUAAAUAUCUAAUUUAUUGAACAGAGACGUGUAGAAAAAAGGGAGCGAAAGCAUAAUUGGUAAUCUUUCUUUUUGUAUAAACCCUUGUGUAGUCCAAAUAUGAAUGUGAAAGAUAUAUCGGUGGUGUACUGUGGACAGAUGCGUAUAUAGAGAGUUUUACAUUUAGAAUAUAGUUAAUCAAAAGCAAAUGCCUUUUUUAAUGUGUGUACUUUUGUAGCAUGAUCAUGCUUUGUAUGUAGUGAAAGGGAACAGUCUUAAAGCAUUUGCCAAAGUAACACACUCAAAAAUCGUGUGCGUGUGUGUGUAACCGUGUACAGUGCAGUUCAACUCACAAAGCCAUCCAACUCAAAAAUGCAACCGAGGGUGGUCUCCCUACAAUGUCACAUGCCAUGUGAGAACCUCUCCCCCUACCACCCCCCCACCCCACCUUAAUUGCCCCUUGGCCAGAAUCAAUCACCCACCCACCAACCAAUCAGCCAACCGUGGUUUGUGGACAAUAUAAUCCAUCUCUGCCUGUUGGGGUUGUUUUGGGUUGUUGGGACAACAACACGUCCCCACCCUAACUGUAGGAUUGUGUCAGUUAUAAGCCAUAAGAGUUCUGUGCACAAACAGCAGUAGUUUAAGACUAGUUUCCUUUUCAGUAAUGAAAACUAGAACCUCAAACAGUACUUUUGUUUAGAGAUCUACAAGGAAAAGCACAAGAAAAGCCAAGUUUAACUUUUUUGUUCUUUGUUUGUUCAGAAUGUCCAAUGCCAUAUGCGUGUAAUGGUCGAUGCAUGUUUUUACAUGUUGUUGACUUCGUUUUUUUGUUUUUGUUUUUUAUUUUAAGAAAAUUGAUUUAUAUUGUGGAUAUGAUAUGGUGUAUAUGAUCAUGGUGUAUUCUGUUAAUGAUUGUCUUAGGAUUUCAAAUUGUAUGUAAGGUAAAAUUUUGAUUCAUUUGAGACAUUUUGAUUGCAUUCAGGUGUUUGGAAAGAAAAUCAGUUCUAACUACAAAUCGAACCUUUAAUCUAGACAUAGCAUAUCACCCUGCUCACUAAAUUCAAGCAGAUAAUUAUUCUGGAAUUAUUAAGCAAGUAUAUGUGCCAUUCACUGAACUACCUACAGCCAAAACACUAUUGAAAAUUAAGGAUAAAAAUAUAGAAUUACUGUAGAAUUCUUAGGCCUCUACACUCAGUAGAAUGUUUCCCUCAUAUAAUGUGAACUGGUUUGCCAUCUUGUUAAUACAGCUCUGAGAUUAGGGGUAGGGUUUCAACACUUCUCAGCAAUGCAGUGUGGUAUACAAUCUACCAAAAGAAGUGUCCCGGCGUCUGCUUACGUCUUGCCUUUAUAACGAUAUUCUCAGAUUCCUGCUGUACGAAUAAGCACAGACACAGCUCCAGCAAUACACGUUUACCUGUGUGACGUAAAUGAAAAGAAAAGGCUGUUUUUUUAAAUAGCACAGCGCCUCAAGUGGGGGUUUUUGAACACUGCGCCGCCAAGUGCUUUAGCCGCCUAGGACUUUGGUUAUAAUUUUGUUUCCACUCAGAAGUGCUUUGUUUUCUUAUCUGUCUGUGCAGCUCUGUAAUGUGUGCAUCACCUUGUGCCUGGUCCUGUACAAAGUUUGUGUCCGCUUGUAAAUUGUACAUACGGUACUAUUCUAACAUACACUCACUUAGUGGUGCCUCAAACAUAUGAACCUGUAUUUUUGGCGCUCUAAUAAAACCAGUUGUCAUUACACCA